AUGUCUGCCACAAUGGACGACGCGAUGCAACCCCCCAAAAUUCCUCGAACCCAAACUUUACGGGAGAUGGUAGAAGAACGACUGGCCCUCAAAGCCGAACAGAGGAGAUUGGAAAAUGUCGCGCUGGAAGCGGCCGCAGAAGAGGAGAACACACAAGGCCUCACCACCGACGAUGCGACCAUACCCACGCCUGCAAAGCUUGUACCUCACGAAGUGCCAGUGAGAAGUGAACACCAAGCAAGCGAGAUUCCGCGAAGAAGAAACACAGAAGCAGCAGCCCGAGAAACUGACGAUGCUCUCCUGCUUACCACACAUGCGCCUAAGGAACUCCAGAAGAACCAGCAUUUGCCGCCCAUUUCACAACCAAGCAGGUCACAAUCGAACCUAAAGCGAACUGCUGCCGAGAGCUUAUCCGUACCGAAUCAAGAAGUUAUUCCGCGCAAAAAUCCACCACCGAACUUUGCUGGCCUGAAAUCAGCUAAAAAGCGAAAGCGAACAGAUGACGCAAACAGUCCUUCAACCGAUCCCAUUGGUGGCCCAAUAGCUUUGCAUGAGAGCAGCCCAUCAUCUGUAAAUGCUCCUAAGAAAGCUUCAAGGAGUAAAAUCAAAGCUACGUACUCCAGUUACGAAAUUAUCGACUUGAGCAAAAGAUUGCCGGAAUGGUAUCAGGACCUGAAAACUGUCAAGCAGAGACUCGCACGUGGAGAUUUGGAAUUAUUAAGGGGCGUUAAAGAUAACAUUCAACGCUGCAUUGAAAACAAAAGUAAAGUAACUCUGAGACAGUGCUUUUCAGAGUUGAGGGUCAGAAUCAGCGACAUGCAAUUCUAUGUUUUCCUUACUCCCGGUGCGUCAGGUGGCGCAGGGCUCGCGCCCUACUUGAUCAAAGAGUCUAAAAUCCUCGAGGACGGAGGUCUGCCGGUCAUUUUCAACCGUAGUGAUAGCGGAUUCUUCCCAUUCGAUAUUCGAGCAGAUGCGGAGGCCAUUUGGACCCGUUGGAUGCGUGGAGACUUCGAUCCAAGUCUUUUGAGAGGCGUCGAUCCCGCUCACGGGGUUCUCCAAAAAUCCGGCAGGAAGCGCACAGCAUACAAACUGACUCCAGGCUAUCAACACAAAAUAUCUGCCAAUGUCUUCGGAGCUAAUGGCCUAUUCAACGGGCAGUGGUGGCCCUCAAGACUAUGCGCGCUUAGAGAUGGGGCUCACGGUGAAGUGGAAGCUGGUAUUUGUGGUUCAGCAGAUUCAGGAGCUUUCGCGGUUGUAGUCUCACAAGGAGGCUACGCAGAUCAAGAUAAUGGCGACACUCUUGAAUACUGUGGCACUGAAGGAAAGAAUGGCGUUGUUUCAAAGGGCACACAAUUUCUCCAGCAUACUCACCGCAAAGGAGAAGUAUUGCGUGUGCUUCGGGCCCCUAAGAAAAACUCGGUCUAUGCACCAAAAUCCGGCGUUCGAUAUGAUGGGUUGUACAGGAUCGUGGAUAGUAAAACUCUCGAUCCUAUCAACGUUAUGAUUCGCUUCACGUUAAUCAGAGUUGAAGGCCAGGAUCCUAUUAGGUGCAGUGGGGAAACUAGUAGACCGACAUCGAAAGAGGAGUAUGAGAUGUCCAAAAUUCGUAGCUAUCUUCAGUGA
This is a messenger RNA of Glarea lozoyensis ATCC 20868, 1623 nucleotides long. RefSeq lists its product as uncharacterized. Gene Ontology annotation, biological process: negative regulation of gene expression via chromosomal CpG island methylation; protein ubiquitination. The transcript is spliced from 4 exons. The record is from RefSeq and is a predicted model, not a curated record. Bases 1 to 1623 code for a protein of 540 amino acids. Lineage: Eukaryota; Fungi; Ascomycota; Leotiomycetes; Helotiales; Helotiaceae. Gene Ontology annotation, molecular function: ubiquitin protein ligase activity.